Eruca vesicaria subsp. sativa (arugula) is the source of this 1162-nucleotide messenger RNA. The record is from the annotation of a GenBank genome assembly. Lineage: Eukaryota; Viridiplantae; Streptophyta; Magnoliopsida; Brassicales; Brassicaceae.
AAGAGUUAAUCUGGAAAAGAAAAGAAAAAUAACGAAGAUUCUUAUCCGAAGCUACAAGCCAGAGCUCCUGCUAUUUCUUUCCGUCUCUCUCUUCUUUGACUUUUUCCAGUUUCAGUUUCUCUUGACAGAUCAUCAGAUUUGGCUCAUAUUCACGUGCUGAGAUUUCAGAUUCCGGAAAGAUCUGGCUAUUGAUUGAGACAGUGAAACACUAAAAUGGACUACCGUGGAAAUUAUAGAAUAACGUUUAGUGGAAUCUUGGUUGCUUUUAUUGAAUUAGCAUUUGCAUAUUGUCUAUUAUGUGUAUCAGCUUUGGGUUUUAUUGCAUCCAAGUUCUUACUCUAUUUGCCUUGUCCCUCUUCUGGUAUUCUUGGGUACCAAUACGUCCAUAAACUUCUCUUUGACUUGCCAUUCGAGAUCAUACUCAGAAUCCAAAAGUUGGCCAUUACCAGUAGAGCAACCGUUUGGCAUCAUCAAGACCAUGAAGAGACGAAGAGCUCAGUUUGUAAAGAUGAGAACUUGGAAUUGAUGAAUAAGGUGAGAUUGCUUGAAGAAGCUGUCGAGGAAGAGAGAUCUGCUCGAUCUGCUUUAAUCGUGGAAUUGGAGGAAGAAAGAGCAGCUUCAGCGUCAGCAGCUGAUGAAGCUAUGGCUAUGAUUCAGAGGUUACAAGCUGAUAAAGCUUCACUUGAAAUGGAAGGAAAGCAGUAUGAGAGAAUGAUUGAGGAGAAAUUUGCAUAUGAUGAGGAAGAGAUGAAUAUUCUCAAGGAGAUUUUAUUCAAAAGGGAGAGAGAGAAGCACUUUCUUGAGAAGGAACUUGAGAUUUACAAGCACAUUAAUGAUGAUGAUGAUGAUGAUCCAGAAUCGAUUGUGUAUGAUGUUCACGUCAUUGAGGAUGAUAGUAAUACUAAGAUGAAAGAUGUUGAUGCAGCAGAACACAAAGUGAGAGACAAGGAUGAUCCGGUGAAGCAAAUGGAUGAUUUAUUGAAAGAUCAUGAUUCAUCAUCAGAACCUUUAUAAUAAGGUUCUUUUGUUGGUUGUAAUAUCUUUGCUUUCUUGUUGACACUGUUUUCUGCAAUGUGGAUCGUUAGAUUUUGUGUAACAUUGUGAAUAUCAAUGUAGAACUUUGUGACAUCAGUAAACGCAUCAAAUGAUAUUAAGAUCGCUU